This is a messenger RNA of Acaulospora morrowiae, 591 nucleotides long. NCBI's taxonomy places the organism in Eukaryota, Fungi, Glomeromycota, Glomeromycetes, Diversisporales, Acaulosporaceae. The record is from the annotation of a GenBank genome assembly.
AUGACUUCUCGUUCAAUAAGUCGGCCGAGCAUACUCUUAUAUCAAAGUUCGUUUCAUACAUUGCAGAAACUGCAGCCAGACAUAGAAAAGAAUAAAUCAGAAGGGAAAAAGUGGCGAGGGGAUAGGGAAGGAGUUGGGCACUGUCAAAACAACCACCUAAGUAACCUGGCAACGCGUCGGGUUAGUUAUGGGGCUAUCUCCGGUGGGCUCCAUCCUAAGUUUCAAGCCCAAUGGGAGAAUGUAAAAUUAUUUUGGAAUAAUAUCGAAUUUGAAAAUGUUGAAAUAAGCACUCGGUUGUUAGAGAAGAAGUUGGACAAAAUUGAGGAAAAGCUGAUUGAUACUAUUUUCUUCAAUAAGAAAAAACAACAACUCCAGGUAACCAUAAAUGCCUCAAACCAGAUAAAUGUAAUCCAGAAUAGAUCUGUCAACAUGGCAAGAAACGUGGAUAUGAUUCGCAGGUCGAUAAGAAGACAUCAAAAAGGCGUCAAACAAGAAGUGAGAGUUUCUAUACCAGAUUAUAAUGAAGAAACAAACGAAGCAUCAAAUUCCGAUGCCAGUAUUCCUGAACUUUCCUCACAAGAAAUAAACUGA